UGUCAAAAUUAGCCCCUCCCUCUCUCUCCAAUUUAUUUAUUUUCGAUUUUUCUAACCUAAAUUUAGAAUAACACAUAUCGAACGACAAACGAAAAUGUUCAUAACGAUCAUAACAUUCGCUCUAAAUAGUUUUUAUUACGUUUUCAAUUUAGUUUAUGUUAUAAUUUCGAUGUUGCACACAGUUCUGCCUUUCGGAAUUGAUGUUGGAUUAUUGGGUGUUGCUGCGUAUUAUUUGACGAGGUUGAAGAAGCCACAGUACAAUAAUGUGGUCAGCAUCUUCGGGCCUGAGGCUGGAAGCAAGGAGAGCGAACUACAUCCCGAAAAAGUGGUCCGAUGUAUCGCGCACAGAGGCGCGGGCUUGGAUGCGCCAGAAAAUACUUUGGAGGCCUUCAAAUACUGUGUAGACCACAACUGCUACUUCGUGGAACUAGACGUGAGGUCGUCUCGGGACGGUCAGUUAGUGCUCCUCCACGACCAGGGCCUGGAGAGGCUGGCCGGGACCAGCGUGUCUGACGUCCGGGUCAUGGACUGGGAGUCUAUCAAAAACAUCGAUAUAGGGGCUACACAUCCUAAUAGGCACCAUUUCAAGGAGGUGCACCUGUGUCUCCUGGACGAUGCGUUGGACUAUUUGCUGGAUCACAAAGUGCGCAUGAUCAUCGAUGUCAAGGGGGAAGACAAACAGGUCAUCAACGGCAUCCUAAAUACAUUCUCUAACAGACCUUCACUGUACCAGUACGCGGCUGUGACGUGCUUCAACCCUUUCGUGCUGUACCAGAUCCGCAAGAAAGACCCGCAGAUCGUAGGCGCUGUGAGCUACCGUCCCUACUGCUUCAGUGCCCAGGAUUACGACGCGGAGAACGGACCCAACCGACCCAGAUACGGCGAGAACCUUCCCCUCCACGCAGUCCUACGCUUCGCAGACGCUCUCUAUUCACUCGCCUGGCGCUGGGCGGCGCGCUGGUGCGGCGUGAGCGCUGUCCUGCUGCACAAGGACGUUGUCAGCCCUGCUGAGGUGCAGUACUGGCGGUCGCUAGGCGUUCGCUGCGCCGGUUGGUGUGUGAACAGGCCUUUGGAGAAACUGUACUGGCGCGGAGUCCUCAAGGCGCCCUAUUUGGCCAACACGCUUCUCGGGGAACCAGAUAUCGAGAAGAGAGCAGAAGCGAAAGAACGUGAUACCGACGAGAACGAACGCGCCGGUCCGCUCGUUGACAAACUCUUGGAGCCGGAACGGCGAAUGUCCUCCGGGCAGAACUAGGCGUUUAAAAAACAAAAUGUCACUUUGACAGCGCGGGUUCUAAUGUCACUUUGACAGCGCGGACUCUAAUGUCACUUUGACAGCGCGGUUUUGUUUUUUAGGUUCUGCCCGCGUAAAGGAUAGGCAGCCACUAUUCUUUUUAGAAACUGA
This is a messenger RNA of Ostrinia nubilalis (European corn borer), 1405 nucleotides long. RefSeq names its product glycerophosphodiester phosphodiesterase 1-like. The transcript is spliced from 8 exons. Gene Ontology annotation, biological process: N-acylethanolamine metabolic process; ethanolamine metabolic process; phospholipid metabolic process. The coding region runs from base 95 to 1255 and encodes 386 amino acids. Gene Ontology annotation, cellular component: plasma membrane. NCBI's taxonomy places the organism in Eukaryota, Metazoa, Arthropoda, Insecta, Lepidoptera, Crambidae. The record is from RefSeq and is a predicted model, not a curated record. Gene Ontology annotation, molecular function: glycerophosphodiester phosphodiesterase activity.